Messenger RNA from Malania oleifera, 3703 nucleotides. RefSeq names its product isoleucine--tRNA ligase, chloroplastic/mitochondrial. The transcript is spliced from 22 exons. Bases 146 to 3394 code for a protein of 1082 amino acids. Gene Ontology annotation, biological process: isoleucyl-tRNA aminoacylation. Gene Ontology annotation, molecular function: ATP binding; aminoacyl-tRNA deacylase activity; tRNA binding. Lineage: Eukaryota; Viridiplantae; Streptophyta; Magnoliopsida; Santalales; Ximeniaceae. Gene Ontology annotation, cellular component: cytosol. The record is from RefSeq and is a predicted model, not a curated record.
GUCUUCUUUAUCCGCACAAACAUUUUUGCUAUUUUGGCUUCCGCACAGCUCGACCAGCCAGCAGGCAGCAGCUCUGCAGCUAAAAUGGAAUGAAGCAAUUUUCUUCUUCUCUACAUUCGCCGCAAAGUCGUCGCAACUCUCUCCCAUGGAAGCCCAACUGGCGAUUCGAACGUCUUCUUACACAGUUUUGUUGCAGAGAACUUGCCCAUCUUUUAGGAAAACCACUUCUAUUAGCUUAUUUUAUAUCAGAAGAAGCUCAUCAGCUAGUGUAUUCUCUCUUUUAAACACGUAUCAUUAUUCUACCUAUUCCAGCAACGAGUUUUACUCUUCUUCGAAACGAAGAUCACGUGGACCAGUUAUCGCUGCAAAGAAAACAGCAGCAGGGAUGAAGCAGGAAGAUGGAAGGUAUAAGCACACAGUUGAUCUGCCAAAGACAACGUUUGGCAUGAGAGCAAACUCUUCAAUAAGGGAGCCUGAAAUUCAGAAACUAUGGGAUGACAACCAGGUCUUUAAAAAAGUUGUAGAUAGGAAUAAUGGGGGGAAAUUCAUUCUCCAUGAUGGUCCACCAUAUGCGAAUGGCGACUUACACAUGGGUCAUGCUUUAAAUAAGAUUUUGAAGGAUAUAAUAAACCGUUAUAAGCUUCUUCAAAACUAUAAAGUUCACUAUGUGCCUGGUUGGGAUUGCCAUGGCCUACCAAUUGAGUUGAAAGUUCUGCAGUCAUUAGAUCAGGAUGCAAGAGUGGAUCUCACACCAUUAAAGUUGAGAGCAAGGGCAGCCAAAUUCGCAAAACAAACUGUUCAGACUCAAAUGGAAUCAUUUAAGCGUUAUGGAGUCUGGGGAGAGUGGAAUAAUCCUUACCUAACUCUAGAUCCUCAAUAUGAAGCUGCGCAGAUUGAGGUAUUUGGCCAGAUGGCCCUUCAGGGACAUGUUUACAGAGGAAUGAAGCCUGUGCAUUGGAGUCCUUCAUCACAUACUGCUCUUGCGGAGGCUGAGUUAGAGUAUCCUGAGGGGCAUGUUUCAAAGAGUAUAUACACUAUUUUCAGAUUAGUUAGUGCAUCUCCAGCUUCAGGUGGUUUGUUAGGGGAAUUUUUUCCAGAUUUAUGCUUGGCCAUAUGGACUACAACUCCCUGGACUAUUCCAGCCAAUGCUGCUGUUGCAGUGAAUGCUAAGCUUCAAUAUGCUGUGGUCGGAAUACACUCACACUAUGAUGUUUCUUUGUCCCCUGGAAAUGGGAAACAAAAAUUUGGAAAUAUUCUGAAGGAGCAAAGAAGACCAUUACUUAUAGUAGCAUUGGAUCUUGUGCCAACCUUAGAAGCAAAAUGGGGCCUGAAGCUUGUCAUCAAGAAAACACUGUUGGGUUCAGAUCUUGAAAACUGCAGGUAUAUCCACCCUAUUGAUAAAAGGGAAUGCCUGGUAGUUAUUGGAGGGGAUUAUAUUACAACAGAGUCUGGAACUGGGCUAGUCCAUACAGCCCCUGGUCAUGGUCAGGAGGAUUAUGUAACUGGCCUGAAAUAUGGACUGCCUAUACUUUCCCCUGUAGAUGAAAAUGGAUAUUUCACUGAAGAAGCUGGACAGUUUUGUGGGUUGGAUGUGCUUGGGGAUGGUAAUGCUGCUGUUGUGAAAUACUUGGAUGAUCAUCUGUCAAUUAUCAUGGAAGAGCCAUACAAGCACAAGUAUCCGUACGACUGGCGAACAAAAGAACCUACUAUAUUUAGGGCAACUGAACAAUGGUUUGCAUCAGUAGAAGGCUUCCGGCAGGCUGCCAUGGAUGCUAUUGGCCAAGUGACCUGGAUUCCAGCUCAGGCAGAAAACAGAAUAUCUGCAAUGACUUCUAGCCGCUCAGAUUGGUGUAUUUCACGGCAAAGGACAUGGGGGGUUCCUAUUCCAGUCUUUUAUCAUGUACAGUCAAAGGAACCUCUUCUGAACAAAGAGACUAUUGACCACAUAAAGUCUAUAAUAUCAGAAAAGGGUAGUGAUGCAUGGUGGUACAUGACAGUGGAGGAAUUACUCCCAGAUAAAUAUCGUGAUAAUGCAUCAAACUAUGAAAAAGGGACAGAUACAAUGGAUGUUUGGUUUGAUUCAGGUUCUUCUUGGGCUGCUGUGUUGGAGGAAAGAAAUGGCCUUGGUUGCCCUGCAGAUCUGUAUUUUGAAGGUACUGAUCAGCACCGUGGGUGGUUCCAAAGUUCUUUGUUAACAAGUGUUGCUACAAAAGGGAAGGCUCCAUAUUCUGGUGUUAUUACACAUGGAUUUGUGUUGGAUGAGAAAGGUUUUAAGAUGAGCAAAUCUUUGGGUAAUGUUGUAGAUCCAAGAACUGUGAUUGAGGGAGGGAACAACCCAAAGGAACCUAGUUAUGGAGCCGAUGUCCUUAGACUCUGGGUUUCCAGUGUAGAUUAUACAGGAGAUGUAAUGAUUGGACCUCAAGUCAUCCGUCAAAUGUCUGACAUAUAUAGAAAACUGCGAGGAACAUUGAGAUACCUUUUGGCAAAUCUGCAUGAUUGGAAAGCUGAAAAUACUGUUCCAUAUGGUGAUCUUCCAAUGAUUGAUCAGUAUGCACUGUUUCAGCUUGAAAACAUUGUUAAGAUCAUCAAAGACGGAUAUGAAAAUUAUCAGUUUUUCAAAAUAUUCCAGAUCAUACAACGCUUUGCCAUUGUUGAUUUGUCGAAUUUCUAUUUUGAUGUUGCCAAAGAUCGACUUUAUGUUGGGGGCACUACAAGUUCUACGAGGAGAAGUUGUCAAACAGUUCUUGCUGCCCAUCUUCUUUCAAUUGUGAGGGUAAUUUCUCCUGUACUGCCUCAUUUGGCUGAAGAUGUGUGGCAGAACCUUCCCUUUCAUCAUACCCUUGACGAUGGAUCCGUUGCCAAAUUUGUUUUUGAGUCAAGGUGGCCAGCAUUGAAUGAAAAGUGGCUUGCUUUUCCUAUUGAAGAAGUUGAUUUCUGGGGGAAAAUUCUUGAGCUGAGGACUGAGGUUAACAAAGUCCUGGAGGUUGCUCGUACUGAGAAGUUGAUUGGUUCCAGUUUGGAUGCAAAAGUUUAUCUCCACUGCCAUGACGAUGCAGGCCUAUUCUCCAGGUUACAUGAAAUGAGUGAAGCUAACAAUGACGCAGAUGAAUUGCAUCGCAUAUUCAUAACAUCUCAGGCAGAGAUUCUUCCCUCACUGGAAAAUGAACUGAUUGAAAAUGUACCGUACACCGGGGAAUGCCUGCUUCAAGGAAGGAACCACAUCUGGAUUGGGGUGUCACAUGCAGAAGGCUCAAAAUGUGAAAGAUGCUGGAAUUACUCCCUUCAAGUUGGCUCUUUCGUCGACCACCCGACCCUUUGUGGCCGCUGUUUCAAUGUUGUAGCUGCUCAACAGCUACCUGCUGCUGCAGCAACAGCAGCAGCAGCAGUCAGCUGAGAAUUGAGACGGGAAAAUCAGAUUGCUUAUGAUUUUCAGACAUUUUUCAAUUACUGAGCUUCAGCCAUCAAGACAGCUCUAUGGAGCUUUAACGCCCUGCAUAUAUGGACUCUCCCAUGGACAACGUUUCCAGAAGAUGAAAAGUUUCCUCACAGGAGUAGUUGGGAGCAUAAUGUUUUUCUAAUGUAUAGCAUGAUUUGUGCGCAUCUUAUUUUGUUCUUUAUGCAUCAUUAAAUUGCCCAAAAUCUAAAUGAUUUACUGUUACAAGACAUUCAUUGAUAGAGCAAAAAAUAAUUGUUUUAUAGGCAA